Abrus precatorius (Indian licorice) is the source of this 3003-nucleotide messenger RNA. Its product is annotated as nuclear pore complex protein NUP62. The record is from RefSeq and is a predicted model, not a curated record. Gene Ontology annotation, cellular component: nuclear pore; nuclear pore central transport channel. Bases 33 to 2603 code for a protein of 856 amino acids. Gene Ontology annotation, biological process: RNA export from nucleus; protein import into nucleus. Lineage: Eukaryota; Viridiplantae; Streptophyta; Magnoliopsida; Fabales; Fabaceae. Gene Ontology annotation, molecular function: phospholipid binding; structural constituent of nuclear pore. The transcript has 9 exons.
UCCUUCGGGCAAAGCAGAGAAAGCGCGCAAUAAUGUCGGGUUUCUCUUUCGGAUCUGCUUCAUCCCAGUCUUCAUCUUCCCCAUCUCCAUUUUCCUCCUCGAAUCCUUCAUCUUCCCCAUUCUCAUUUGGCUCAUCAUCUUCCCCUGCUUUCUCCUUUGGAUCUUCCUCCCUCUUCUCCACCACCACCGCAAACCCUACCUCCACCGCUUCUUCUUCUCCUUUCACUUUCUCCUUUGCUUCUUCUUCCUCCUCAUCCACCACCGCUUCUCCAAUCUUCGGUGCCGCCAGUUCGGCUUCCCCCUUGUUAUCCUCAUCCUCUCCUGCAGCGACGCCGUUUGGGGCAACAUCCUCUUCUGCAACGACGCCGUUCGGGGCUCCGUCCUCUGCGACGAAGCCGUUUGGUGGAACUUCCUCCGCUUCGACGACGCCGUUUGGAGGAGCGUCCUCAGCUGCGUCGACACUUUUUGCUGGAGCGUCCUCAGCUUCAACUACGCCGUUUGGUGUAACGGCCUCAACUUCGACGACGCCGUUUGCUGGGGCCACCUUAGCUUCCGCGACGCCGUUUGGAGGAGCCUCGUCAGCUUCAACGACGCCGUUUGCAGGAGCAUCCUUAGCUUCAACGACGCCGUUUGGAGGAGCACCCUCAGCCUCAACGACGCCGUUUGGAGGAGCACCCUCAGCCUCAACGACGCCGUUUGGUGGAGCAUCCUCAGCUUCAACGACGCUGUUUGGAGGAGCGUCUUCUGCUUCGACCACGUUUGGAGUAGCGUCACCUGCUUCGACCACGUUUGGAGUAGCGUCACCUGCUUCGACCAUAGCUUCAACGACGCCGUUCGGAGGAACGUCCUCUGCAUCGACGCUGUUCGGAGGAACGUCUUCUUCAUCGACCUCGCUUGGAACAACUUCUGCAACGACGCCGUUUGGAGGUAGUACUUCCUCUACUGCGUUCGGUGGGUCAUCGUAUGCCGCAGCGACCGCGUUUGGGGCAUCUUCUGCCGCUUCGGUGUUUGGAGGAUCAUCCUCAGCUGCUGCAACGACGCCGUUUGGAGCGUUCACUGCUUCUUCAGCUUCCUCUUCAGCAGCAGCUAGCUCUCCUUUGUUUUCAAGUGCGUUCGCUACUGGUGCUUCGUCUUCUAGCUCAACGACGUCGUUUUCAGCCUUUGGAAAGCCAUCUGCUCCAGCCUCCACGACGACAUCUUCUAGCUCUUCGGAAUUCUCCUUUGGAACCCCCACUUCCUCUGCUUCUCAACCCUCUCUUGGGUUCCCGAAUGCAGCUUCGGCUUCGGCUUCUUCCGCAUCUGCUGCGACCAGCACACCGGCUUCCACGCCAGCAGGUUCUUUUUCUUUCACUACGUCUUCAGCACCACUGUUCUCGACGGUGACGACCACCACUGCAUCUACCGUGGGUACUGCCAGCACGGCCUUGUCGUCUUCUGUGCCUGCCUUUGGUGCCACGGGUGCAUCUGCUGCUCUUGCAAGUUUUCCCUCGUCGGCUUCCGCGAUUCCUGUGGCUACCACUGGUGCUGCAUCAUCUGCUAGUGGAGGAUCAUCUUUUACUGGGUUCGGCAUAGGAAGCACGGUCACAUCUGCUGCUUCUUUUGGGACCGGGUUUUCCUUUGCAACUAAGGCAUCAACGCCAGCAGUUUCGAGUGUUACUGCUCCUGCAUUUGGGGUGAGCACUUCUUCAGCUGCCACUGCUCCAGCAAUUUCCAGUUUGAGUACUAGUGCAACUCAGACAUCAUCUGCUGUUGUUGUAGCUUCCACCAGUGGAACUACUUCAACUGUCAGCACUUCUGUUGCUGCUGCACCAAAAUUGCCAUCUGAAAUCACAGGGAAGACUGUGGAGGAGAUUAUCAAGGAGUGGAAUGCUGAGUUGCAAGAGCGAACUGGAAAAUUUAGAAAACAAGCAAAUGCAAUUGCUGAGUGGGAUCGCAGGAUUUUGCACAAUCGUGAUGUUCUAUUGAGGCUUGAGAUCGAAGUGGCAAAAGUAGUUGAGACACAGUCAAAUUUGGAGCGGCAAUUGGAGUUGAUAGAGACUCAUCAACAGGAGGUUGAUAAGGCUUUACAAAGCAUGGAGGAAGAAGCUGAACGCAUUUACAAGGAUGAGCGUGGGCUACUUCUUGAUGAUGAGGCUGCAUCUACAAGAGAUGCAAUGUAUGAGCAAUCUGAAUUGAUAGAAAGGGAACUAGAGCAGAUGACAGAACAGAUAAAAUCAAUUAUCCAAUCUCUUAAUUCAAACCAGGGUGGAGAAUUUGAUACACUUGAUGGAAUGACUCCAUUAGAUGCAGUAGUUCGAAUUCUAAAUAAUCAACUAACCUCUCUUAUGUGGAUUGAUGAAAAGCCGUGUAAAGAUGCUUCUGCCGUAUGUGAACUUAUUCUUAUUCCCCCUUGCAAGUUAUUAGAAAUAUGGGGACACGUGACAUCCAAUGAAAGCCUGCAUAGUGCAUACUUCAUACAGUCCGUUUUGUUUUUUGCUGCAACUGCUCUGACUUUGAUCUAUCCACUUCAGGCUGAAGAAUUUUCUUCCCGUAUUCAGAAGCUAGCUAACCAAGGUUCUACUUCAGAUCGUGAACUGACGGGUCCAGGAAUCUGGAUGUCCUGAUAUUUCAAAUUUGUACAGUUUAUAUCAACCUUUCCAAAAUUAGAUGAAAUACCGGCAAGAUUUAUAUUUGUAUGGAGAGGCUAUUUUUGUAUUUACUUCCCGAUAUCACUUCUAUAAUUUCCUUAUGAAGAAAAGCUGUCAUUAUCAAAUAUUUAGCGGUAAAGCACGAAGGACUAACUUUUUUUGUAGCAACUUUCAACUAUGAAAAUGUUUGAGAUUCCUUUGAGUUAAUGCCUACGAAUUUAGAGAUAUUAGAAACAGGAUGGCAAUGUGCUGGGUGAAAUACUAAAAUCUCCAUACCUACGUUAAAGAGAAAAGCCUGUAUCUGGGCUGAUAUUUGUGAGCAGUAAUUUUAGGUUGUUUUCAUAUUUGACGGGUAUUUAAUGUAUCAGAAUUUUAG